GGAAGCGCUUUAGUAUCCUCAAAAAUCCUACUGGUCUUCGUCUUUGCUUGGUGAAGAUCAAGCUUAGUUAUGGAAUUCUCCCUUCUUCCUAUCCAUCGCGGCGAGCCACCAAUCCCCGUUCCUAGGACUCCAUACGUUUCUUCUGAGCGUUACGAUGGCGGUCCAUGGAUGUCUUACCCGGCUCGGAAAGGCAGGACUCUCACAGCUUGGAAUGGGACGUCUUUUGAUCUGAUUGAACACUAUCGUUCUGAAAGAGCAAAUCCGACGCCCCUCAAGGACCUCGAGCCGUUCAUUCAGACAUGGCUAUACUUUGGCCUUCUGGUUGAGUUCUCAGGCAUCAAUUUGUCUAGCUUGGAAGAGGAUUCAUCUGUACUCACUGAUUCAACUUCCAAGGACGUUGUUGAUCGCAUUUACGAUACCAUGUUAGUCCAUGAAGGCGACAAAACAUACGUUAGUCUCGAUUCGGAUUGCCUCCGCUCAUACGUGGAAAGUACCAGGCCACGAUUGCCUAAAGAUCCUGAGAUUCGGAAGAAGUACUACCAUCAUCUCACUCUCUGCCUCUCUUGUGCCCACUCGCUGUUAUCAACAAUGCCUAAAGAUUUUAACCAUGCUGUCAAAUACUCGAUUGCCGCUCUUGGAGAGCUACUUAUGCACACGGUCAAUGCAGGUUUCCAAUUCCUUCAAAUCCAACCAAAAUUUGGCAGAUAUUGGGGGAACGCGUUUCUCAACGAUGAGGCCAAAACUUCUAUGAGAAAUCAUGGAUGGUGUGUCAGUGACAUUGCGAGAGUUGAAGCCAAGUAUAAGUCAAUCCAAGCCUUAUAUAUGGCACAGAUGAUGGAUAGAUCGUUGCCUAGCAGGGACCAUAGUCAGUGUUCGGAGCAGGUUUGCAAAUUUUAUCAAAUAAAGAUGGAAGACUUCCAGAUCCGUCAUCAAAAUGAGGACUGUUCCUGUAUUCCGCUUGAAGUUAACAGUGAGAAUCUCACGGAGAUACUACGCAAGGACGACCGAUUUCCUCUGCUUCGUCUCACGGGGGAUUCCCACAACUUGAAUAUCGAACUUGUGGAGUACACACCAGGUCUUCCAUAUAUUGCAAUUUCCCACGUAUGGGCUGAUGGACUGGGUAAUCCCAAAUCCAACUCUCUUCAUCGGUGCAAACUGCAUCAUCUGCGAACAUUAGUCGCCGCUGUCGAUCAACAAGAAACCGGGGAAGAUACACCCAGGCCGGUCAAUCCGUUGAUAUGGCUCGACACUCUUUGUUGUCCUGCGCAAGAUGGAGAGGGGAAACAACUUGCUAUCGAGAAGAUCCGCCUAGUCUAUCAACAAGCAAAACAUGUGCUUGUCCUUGACGCGGGUCUCAUGUCAUACAAUGCGAGAACUCAAGACGUAGCCGAGCAGCUUGCGCGGAUAUUUAUGUCAGGCUGGAUGCGGAGACUUUGGACGCUGCAGGAGGGUGCUCUUGCCAAAUCCCUUUGUUUCCAAUUUGCCGAUAUUGCCGUAUACCUCUCGGAGCUGAUGGAAACUUUUGGUAAGAGGCUGAACCACAUGACAUACCGUGCUAUUUUUAUGGAUCUUUGGAACGAGUUCCAAGGUCUAAGGACAUUUUUCCACGGUGCGUCGGGCUCUAUGCCGUACAGUUGGCAAAGUUUUGCAACCCUUGACCAAUCACUACUCUUUCGUAGUGUGAGCGUUCCAUCAGACGAACCCCUCUGCAUUGGGACACUUAUGUCUCUCGAUCUACAUCAAAUUGUUACUGUUAAGCCAAAGAGUGACCGUAUGCGGAAGGUAUGGGAGCUAAUCUCUUCUAAGGAGGGCGGUAUACCGAUGGCGGUCGUCUUCUUCGAGGAGCCAAAGAUUGAUACACCAGGCUGGAGAUGGGCCCCUAGGAGUUUACUGGCAUGGAGAACUGGUGCGCAAGUCCAACUGAAUACUCGCAUACUGAAGUGGAAUUCGCCACUGGGGACCAUAACGACUCGAGGUCUCCGCGUCCAAUAUCCUGGAUUUAGGAUUAAGACCGUCAAAGAAUAUGGCGAUGUGAAGCCGCAAAAUCCAUGGCCGGGGUUUUCACGAGUUCCAGAAUCCGAUAUAACUUUUCGAGAUAAGGGUUCAGGAGAGUGGUAUCGUAUCAUCGAUAAGGAAUAUGCGCACAUACAUGCUACGUCGACUAAGGAGGAGAGAAUCGCGUACCAGAAGCUGUUUCCGCUACACAAUGUAGCAAAUACUGAUAACUCUGUCCUUUUAUUCAAUCCCGUGGGAGAAAUGUUGGAAGGUGUCUUUGCUACUGUUGUAGGGGAUGGAAGUUCGGAUUCUAUUGAAGAAGGUAUUGCAGUGAAGACUGAGCACAUCGUUAUGAUCACUGCCAUUCGUCCAGAUAAUGGAUACGUACACGAUACAAUCCGCGAGCUUGCCAUUCACCUCAGAGCUGACGAGGUGACGGACAGACACUUGGAAGUUUAUAAUCGGUUGGUUAAAGAAUAUCGGGAUUCUCCCGACCUUUUGGAGACAGUCAUGGAGAACAGCGAGGAGAUCAAGAGCUCCCUCGCGGAACUCAAGAGGAAGAUGCAGCAUAUGGUUCAAGAGGUGGCUGCUGGGGACAAGAAGUUCAUGGCAGGUAUGAAAAGCUUCGAGGAAGUCCCUCUUGAGAGCGCAUGGGUUUGGAUCCGUGAUUUCUUCCAUCACGAUUAUGAAGAGCAAAAUGGUGGUUACCAGAAGUACUUGGUUAAGGACGGCAAACCAUACAUCCUCUCGCUCGAGGCCGGGCCGGCCUACGAAGACGCUCGCAGUCAAGGCUACACGUUCGUCUCUAAGUCCGAGUUUGCCAGCAAGGAGGAUAUGAUGUACUACGACACGGAAUGCGAGGCACACAAGACGCUAAAGGCUGGGGUAAAGGAACUCGGAAACGAGGGGACGAUGAUGAUGUAUUAUACACCAGCUGUUACAGCUGCUAUUUGAGUGGAGGUAGGACUCAGGAGAAGGGAAAAAAGAGACGGGGCCAAGCAUGUCAGCGAAGCGCAGUUACCAUCUACUGCAUCUUAGAACUCUAUUAACCAUGAACCACAAAUUGAACGACGAUGUUGAUGCAAGAUAACAAGGCCAAUACACGC
Molecule: messenger RNA, 3101 nt
Organism: Amorphotheca resinae ATCC 22711
Lineage: Eukaryota; Fungi; Ascomycota; Leotiomycetes; Helotiales; Amorphothecaceae
Exons: 3
Coding region: 70-2949 (959 amino acids)
Source: RefSeq, a predicted model, not a curated record